UUUAUUCAACUUUCACAAGUCGGAGUUGGUUGUAAGAAAAAAAAUAAAGAGUAAAUAAAUCUCAUUUUUGCUGGUAAAAAAAACAACAAAAAAUAAAAUAAAAUCACCAGCAAAAAUGAUGAAUCGCUCAAUUGUUCCCCUCCUUUGUUCCUUCCUCCUCCUUGCUGCGUCCUCAGCCUCUGCCUUUAACAUCACAAAAAUCCUCGGCCAAUAUCCCGAUUACAGCACUUUCAAUGAGCUUCUUUCUAAGUCUGGCUUAGCCACUGAAAUUAACCACAGGGGUACAAUUACCCUCUUGGCAAUCCCAAAUGGUGCAAUUGGUGAUCUCACCUCGAAAUCCGAGGAUGUUCUCAAGAGGGUCUUGUCAACACACGUCGUGUUGGAUUACUAUGACCCAAUGAAACUCAAAAGCAUGAAGGACAAGACAGCCAAAAUGACAAACAUGUACCAACAAUCAGGGAAAGCAGCCUAUGACCAAGGAUUCUUAAAUUGCACAGCUAAAGACGGCAGCUUUGUUUUUGGUUCAGCAGUCAAGGGGGCCGAACGCGAUUCCAAGCUAGACAAAUCAGUUAUGAACCAGCCUUACAACAUUUCAAUUCUCUCACUCUCUCAACCAAUUGUGACACCUGGACUUGAUGGGACCCUUGCACCUGUUUCGGCCCCACCACCAAAGGCAAAUUCACCAGCUUCGGCCCCACCACCUGCUGAAGAAGAAGAAGCUGAGUCUCCUGAAGAAGAGGCAGAGUCCCCUUCUGAGGAAGAAACUGAGGCCCCUUCUCCAUCUGAGGAUGCCGAUUCUCCGGCACCCUCACCAGAUGCUGAUGCUCCUCCGGCCGAUGCUCAGUCACCACCAACACCAUCACCAUCAUCUGCUGGAAAAUUGAAGGCUUCCCUUGGUUUGUUUGUUGUUUUGGCCUCAAUGGUUGCAACUUAUUGAUAAGGGGUUUUUCUUUUUCAUUACUUUGCUUUGAUAAACGGAAAAAAAAAAUAUAAUGAGUAGGAAUAAAUGAAUUUUAUUCCCAAAGGGUGUGUAAUUCAUGGGACAAUGUUUUUAAUGACUUAAUAAAUUCAUUAUUGUAAGUA
Molecule: messenger RNA, 1083 nt
Organism: Lycium barbarum (goji berry)
Lineage: Eukaryota; Viridiplantae; Streptophyta; Magnoliopsida; Solanales; Solanaceae
Product: fasciclin-like arabinogalactan protein 3
Exons: 1
Coding region: 116-937 (273 amino acids)
Cellular component (GO): plasma membrane
Source: RefSeq, a predicted model, not a curated record